AUGUCACCCAAGCCCGGCGGUUUCACUGCCGCCGAGAAGACUGCACUAAUGAACUACGUACUGCCAGACUACCACUUCCUCAACACUUCCUACCCACCUUCGCCUAUUCGAUCCUCGUCGUCCUCUCGCGGCGGCCCUGGGAUACAAGCAACAAAGGAGAGUAGCCAGUUCUCCUUCGAUGACCGUCGCCCACCGCCAUUGUCCACCUCAAAUCCAGAGACAUGUAUCCGAUUUAGCGAGCCUUAUGACAGCCACGCUCUCUCGUCCGAUAGAGGCAUGGGUACUCGUCUCAUGUUGUCUACGCAAACUCCAGGAGACGCCGGAUCCGGGGUUUCUAGUUCUAGGCGCAAGACGAUCUGCUCGAGAGGUAGCGGACCAGGGCGUCAGGCGUUGGUGCUAGUGAACCACGUUAGUAGAGACGAUGGCCUCGACCAGGCGCUGGUGAUCGCGACGACGAAAGACGCCGGCGAUGCGUUCGCCCUCGUCCUCAAACCCGUACUCUGGACUCUCGAACCGCGGGAGCGCGUUGAAGGUGUCGCGUAUAAGCAGGAAAGGUGGAAACCCGGUCUCCUGGUGGCCAAGCUCUCUCGUUCAGUCGUUGACGCCGACUCAACUCCAAACCUGUAG
Messenger RNA from Fomitiporia mediterranea MF3/22, 627 nucleotides. RefSeq lists its product as uncharacterized. Lineage: Eukaryota; Fungi; Basidiomycota; Agaricomycetes; Hymenochaetales; Hymenochaetaceae. The transcript is spliced from 4 exons. The record is from RefSeq and is a predicted model, not a curated record. Bases 1 to 627 code for a protein of 208 amino acids.